This is a messenger RNA of Poecilia latipinna (sailfin molly), 1065 nucleotides long. RefSeq names its product olfactory receptor 52A1-like. NCBI's taxonomy places the organism in Eukaryota, Metazoa, Chordata, Actinopteri, Cyprinodontiformes, Poeciliidae. The record is from RefSeq and is a predicted model, not a curated record. Gene Ontology annotation, molecular function: odorant binding; olfactory receptor activity; G protein-coupled receptor activity. The coding region runs from base 1 to 1065 and encodes 354 amino acids. The transcript is spliced from 4 exons. Gene Ontology annotation, biological process: G protein-coupled receptor signaling pathway; detection of chemical stimulus involved in sensory perception of smell. Gene Ontology annotation, cellular component: membrane.
AUGUUGGUGAUGAAUUCCUCCUCCUCCUCGGUGCCGCUGGCUCUUCUCUUGAGUAACAGCACAUCGACAGAGACAGGGCUCAGUGUGGGUCAACCUAAAGACAGUUUCUCCGAUGCUUUAGCUAAAAACAUUGUUGCCGUUAUGGUGUGGCUGGCCCUCAGUGUCAUCAACAGCAGCAUGGUGUACACCUUUCUACAACACAGAUAUGAGUGUCCAUUUCUCUCUCAGCUCAUUUCCUUUGACCUUAGUGUCUUUUAUGAGAACUCCCGGUACAUCAUGUUCAUCUGCAUGGUGGUCAAUGAUGCUCUGCAGCUUACGCUGGUAACAACUCUCUAUGUGGUCAGCUACGUCUUCAGGAAGAUCCACGUCUCCAUCUGUUGUCUUCUGAUAAUGACGGCGGUCUUCACCACCCGCUCCACCCCUCUCAUCUUGGCCGGGAUGGCGGUAGAGCGCUUCAUCGCCAUCUGCUUGCCGCUGCACCACAGCCACAUGUGCACAGUGUCCCGCACCAUCUUCCUCAUCGGUGUCAUCCUCAUCCUCACUGCCACCCCUCCGAUCACUGACCUCCUCAUCACCAUGAUCAAGGCGCCUCCAAAGUUCUUCCACAGGACCAUUUUUUGUGACCACUUCUUUCUCUUCUCUGAUCCUUCCAUCUAUUACAAGAACUGUGUGUUUGAUGGGGUGUACCUCUCCUUCGUGGCGCUCACGCUGCUCUACACCUACUGUAAGAUCAUGCUGACAGCGCAGGCUGCCUCCACCAGCCUGGCGUCAGUGAGGAGAGCCAGGAACACUGUGCUGCUUCACGGAGUGCAGCUGCUGCUGUGCAUGUUGGCCUUCGUGGUUCCCUCCCUCCAGGCUGCUCUGAUCUCCCUGUUCCCCCAGCUCAUCCUGGAGAUCCGCUACAUCUUUUUCUUGCUCGUCUACAUCAUCCCUCGCUUCAUGAGCCCAGUCAUCUAUGGGUUCCGGGACGAGCUUUUCAGGAAGUACUGGACCCGGUAUCUGUCCUGGCCCAGGCAAAGGGUCAGUGGGAUCAGACCUGGAGCCUUAAAAGACGCCUGCAUAUGA